UCUUCUCUUUUAUCCCUCCCCUCCUUCUUCUUCCUCUUCCUAUGACACUCUCUCGAUUGCCCUUUAUUCACAAGCGGGCUACGCUUUUCUCUUCCGAGUAGUGGUGGAGCACUACCACAUACGAGGGCCGUAGAAUGUCUUGUUUAUUGCCGCAGUUCAAGUGUCAGCCCGACACUUUCUCUAUCCACUACAGAGCUCAUCCUCAUGUUUCUCUUCUCUCCACUCAUUCUCACUCGCACUCCCAUCUCCCAAAAAAUAGAGAAACUCUGUGUUUCCAGGCACAUUGUCUUUUAUCUGCCACACCUCCUUCCACCUCAUCAUCAACUGGAUCAGCAGCAAUUCUCAGCUUGGAAAAGUUGGCAUUAGCUCCUAUAGAUGGUAAUUCUGACUCAGUCACUGCAACCAGACCUUGGACAUAUAGUGGUACAACUGGUCCACCCACAGAGGCAAGCUUUAAAGCAACUUUAGCUGCAGAAUCUCUUAUUACUAGUGAAGAGGCUGUAAUAGCUGCUGCUGCUUCUGAAGCUGUUGCCCUUGCUAAAGCAGCUUUGAAGGUUGCAAAGGAUGCAGCUAUGCUAGCCAAAAAUAAGUCCCCAGCAGAAUCAGAGUAUAAACCGUCUAUUUCUUCCAAACCUGAUAACUUACUUCUUAAAUGGGUACAACGUAUGGAAGCUGAAGAUGGUCUAGUGGGAGGGUCCAUGGGCACUGAAGCAGAGACAAUGCGAGACGGUAGCAUAAAUAAUAAUGAAGAGGAGUCUGAUGAUGUGGAGCCGACAAAUGAGGAUCUUGAGCAUCUGGAGGAACAGCUUUUUGGCACCAUAGCUGUUAGGUCAAAGCGCCAAACUGAACGAAAAGCUAGAAGAGCCAGGGCAGCUGAGAGGGCUUCCACAAAUAUUCUAUCUUUCAAGUCUGGAUCUUCUAGCCGUAAAAAACGUGCUGCUAUGCAAGAAGUAGACUAUACUGAUCCAUUACGAUAUUUAAGAGCAACAACUAGCACUACUAAACUUCUUAGUCCAACUGAAGAACUUGAGCUAUCUGAAGGAAUACAGGACCUACUAAAGUUGGAAAAACUCCAGGAUGAUCUAGCAGAAAGAUGUGGCAGUCCGCCAACAUUCGCUCAAUGGGCUGCAGCAGCAGGAGUGGAUCAGAAAACCUUGAGAAAGCGCUUAAAUUAUGGCACCUUUUGCAAGGACAAAAUGAUUAAGAGUAAUAUAAGGCUUGUCAUAUCAAUUGCUAAAAAUUAUCAGGGAGCUGGAAUGAAUCUCCAGGAUCUUGUCCAGGAAGGAUGUCGAGGCCUUGUGAGAGGUGCUGAGAAGUUUGAUGCUUCAAAGGGUUUUAAGUUCUCCACCUACGCUCACUGGUGGAUUAAACAAGCUGUUCGGAAAUCACUUUCUGAUCAGUCAAGGACAAUUCGCUUGCCGUUUCACAUGGUGGAGGCAUCUUACAGAGUGAAGGAAGCAAGAAAACAAUUGUAUAGUGAAAAUGGAAGACAACCUGAUGAUGAAGAAAUCGCUGAGGCAGCUGGACUAUCCAUGAAGAGGCUAAAUGCUGUUCUUAUGACCCCAAAAGCUCCUAGAUCACUGGAACAAAAGAUUGGGAUCAACCAGAAUCUUAAACCUUCGGUCUGUCCUCGUCUUAUUCAAACUUUUCCCAUUCAAAUGUCAAUACCCUUCUGUCUUUUUGACAUGACUUAUGUUUUACUAUCAAGGAAUUUAUGA
Molecule: messenger RNA, 1718 nt
Organism: Neltuma alba
Lineage: Eukaryota; Viridiplantae; Streptophyta; Magnoliopsida; Fabales; Fabaceae
Product: RNA polymerase sigma factor sigB-like
Exons: 6
Coding region: 135-1718 (527 amino acids)
Biological process (GO): DNA-templated transcription initiation; regulation of DNA-templated transcription
Molecular function (GO): DNA-binding transcription factor activity
Source: RefSeq, a predicted model, not a curated record